GCCACGCCGUCGUCCUCCUCCGCCUCCGCCUCCGCCUCGGUCUCCGCGUCCGCACGGCACAAGGCGGCGGGGCGGGAGGGAGGGAGGGAGGGAGAGGGAUCGGUGCGCGAGGCGGGCGGAGGGCGGGGGAUGGCGAUCCUGUACGCGCUGGUGGCGCGCGGCACGGUGGUGCUGGCGGAGCACAGCGCGGCGGCGACCAACGCGGGCGCCGUGGCGCGCCAGGUCCUGGAGCGCCUCCCCGACGGGGGAGCCGACAGCCACGUCUCCUACACGCAGGACCGCUACGUCUUCCACGCCAAGCGCACCGACGGCAUCACCGCCCUCUGCAUGGCCGACGAGGCCGCCGGACGCCGAAUCCCCUUUGCCUUCCUUGAGGAUAUACAUGGAAGGUUCGUGAAGACAUAUGGUCGUGCUGCAUUGACAUCUCUUGCUUAUGGCAUGAAUGAUGAGUUCUCAAGGGUCUUGAGUCAGCAAAUGGACUACUAUUCAAAUGAUCCAAACGCAGACAGAAUAAAUCGCAUGAGGGGUGAAAUCAGUCAGGUCCGUAAUGUUAUGAUCGACAAUAUUGAUAAAGUCCUUGAAAGAGGCGACCGUUUGGACCUUUUGGUCGACAAGACUGCAAAUAUGCAAGGAAAUACAAUCCGUUUUAAACGGCAAGCUCGCCGCUUCAGAAACACCGUCUGGUGGAGAAAUGUUAAACUCACGAUCGCAUUGAUAUUCCUCCUCACCGUGAUAAUAUACAUUGUGCUCGUCUAUGUGUGCCAUGGCUUCACCCUGCCUACUUGUAUUCGGUAGGGUGGCAUUCAUGUCGUGUGUGGUUGUGCCGGUGAGUGCUGAACUAUUGCAACGGUGUUGCAAUAGGCCGUGGUUGGUGUUUUUUUGUGUAGAGAUUACUAUUUAUUGUGUAAUCAUGCUGUGUUGAUUGUGCAAACUCAAUGAAAGUUGUGAUCUUUGCCCCCCAUAAAUCCGCCUAUUUUGGAGUUGUACGGCCAUACGAGUUCUACCAUAAUCAAUAUUCUUCACCGCUGAUGCAGCUGCGUCUGCAUUCUGCGGGCCUCUGUGCUGUGCUUAUUUUC
Molecule: messenger RNA, 1076 nt
Organism: Oryza brachyantha (malo sina)
Lineage: Eukaryota; Viridiplantae; Streptophyta; Magnoliopsida; Poales; Poaceae
Product: vesicle-associated membrane protein 711-like
Exons: 4
Coding region: 130-795 (221 amino acids)
Biological process (GO): vesicle-mediated transport
Cellular component (GO): membrane
Source: RefSeq, a predicted model, not a curated record